AUGGGCGUUUCCAAGCACGGCGGCGUCAAGAAGACGGGCGAGAAGUUCAGGAUGUCGGCCGGUCUGCAGACCGCGUCGGUCAUGAACUGCGCCGACAACACCGGCGCCAAGAACCUGUACAUGAUGGCAGCGGUGGGUUGGGGUGCGCGCCUGAACCGGCUGCCAAAGGCCUCUCCGGGCGACAUGUUCCUGGCCACGGUGAAGAAGGGCAAGCCCGACCUGCGCAAGAAGGUGCACCCGGCAGUGGUCGUCCGGCAGCGCAAGCCGUGGAGGCGCGUGGACGGCACGGUGAUCUACUUCGAGGACAACGCGGGGGUGAUCGUGAACCCGAAGGGCGAGAUGAAGGGGUCGGCCAUCACCGGCCCCGUCGCCAAGGAGUGCGCCGACAUCUGGCCGCGGAUCGCCUCGGCGGCCAACACCAUCCACUAG
Messenger RNA from Pedinophyceae sp. YPF-701, 429 nucleotides. NCBI's taxonomy places the organism in Eukaryota, Viridiplantae, Chlorophyta, Pedinophyceae. The record is from the annotation of a GenBank genome assembly.